CGCGUCUCUCUCUCUCUCUCUCUCUCUCUCUCACUCACUCACACACUCUCACACACACACACACUCAACCUCACACUCACUCACACACACACUCACCCUGUCCGUGGCCAAGGAGCGCACCGCGUUUGCGCGCGCCACUGUUUCGCCACACGGGAAGGUUUGCGGUUCCGCGCGCUGCAGCACGAGCAGAAGACUUUUCUUUUUGGUUUGGUUUGUUUUGGUUUUGUUCUGCAGUACAUUGGCGCUGGCUGUGCCGUUCCUUCUCUUUAUCUCCUCAUGGAUUCAAUGCUGCUCUUCUUUUUCUCCUCCUUCUUCUCCUCCACGGUGUCCGCGAUCGGCCACUUCGCCACGGAAUGCUACACGGUGAAUGGUGAGGAUUAUCGAGGGCAGCAGAAUCAGACGAGUCUUCACGGAGGGAAGCCGUGCCUUUUCUGGAAUGAAACGUUCCAGCAUCCGUACAACACACUGAAGUAUCCAAACGGAGAAGGAGGACUGGGAGCUCACAACUUCUGCAGGAACCCAGAUGGAGAUGUUCAGCCAUGGUGCUACAUUGCAGACCAAGAAGACGGGACAUACUGGAAGUUCUGCGAGAUUCCCAGUUGUCAGAUGCCAGGGAUUCUCGGAUGUUUUAAAGAUAACGGUGAUCCUCCUCCUCUUUCUAAGAGCUACCAGACGUCUCAGAAGCUCACAGUGCAGAGCUGCAUCAGCCUUUGUCGCAACCAGAGAUACAAGCUUGCGGGAAUGGAGGCGGGUUACGCAUGCUUCUGCGGCAACGAGCUCGACUAUCAUCUCCAUGGUGACGCCCCGAGUUUGGAGUGUAGUCACGGGUGCUUCGGGGACCAACAGCAGCCAUGCGGAGGAGACGGGCACGUCAUCGUCUUCGACACCAAAGUUGGAGCAUGUGGUGGAAAUUACACGACUGAAUCAGCUGUAAUCUACUCACCGGACUUCCCAGAUAAAUACGCACCCGGCCGUGUCUGUUACUGGACCAUCCAGGUCCCAGGUGCGUCGGUCAUCCUGUUUAACUUCACUUUCUUUAACAUCAUGGACCAGGCGGAUAUGGUCGAGCUUCUGGACGGAUACACCAAUCAGGUGUUGGCUAGGUUCGAUGGGCGAAACCCACCGCGGGAAAUCGUUAACAUCAGCACGGACUUUGUUAUCCUAUAUUUUUACUCAGACAGGACGAACCAGGCCCAUGGGUUCUCCAUGAUCUAUCAAGCUUACAGAGCACCGAGCGGCAGAUCUGCUGAAGAUGCCGUUACCGGUGAUGACAACAAUGGCGAACAAGCCGCCGGUACCAUAGAUCCACGUGCCGGCAGCAUCACAGAGACAUCAAACAUCAGCAAGAAUGACAAAUCUUCUCAGAUUCUCUAUCUGAUCACAUCCAGUCCCAAAAAGUCAGAAAAUGAAAUGCCGGGUCAGUGGCUCGGUCGGGGCCGGACUGCUGCUCAUAGCACCAUGUGGACCAUUUAUGCGCUGGCUGCCUUGCUAACGCUAACUUUGAUAGCCAUGGUGGCAAAGCUGGUUCUUCAUGUUACAGUAAAAUCUCCCACCAUUCCCUCGGUGAGCAGUUCAGACUCUUGCUCUCAGAGCACCACCUCAGAGCCGUGGAUUAUCUUCUACAGACCCUCCACCAUCUCGCUCUUUAAAAAGAAGCUCAAAAACCAUCACGGUGACCUCAGCCCUCUGGUGGGCAAUUAACCAUAGACACACACAUACACACACACACACACACACACACACACACAGUCAUACAAACUCUACUGGACAGCAGGUAGCAAGUACAAUGGAGCACCUGAUAAGGAACUGGACAUCAACUGACAGCCAAUCAGAUGGUGCCAACUUAUGUUGGGGGUGUGGCCUCCACAGCACAGGACCACGACAAAGCCUUACUCGCAUGUCCAUACGGCCUGAGGAGUUCUGGGAAAAGACUUCUGUAUUCUUUCAGCAGGUUUUAAGGUACACAGAUUCUGGCAGUCGCAGACAGAUGAGGAGUUCAGAUAAGAAUCUCUUGUUAAAGAAAAAAAGACAGAACGUAGCGUAACGUGGAGCGGCUCGCAUAACCGUCUUAACGCCAAUGCAAACAAUCAGCCUUUUCUACCACACUGAGACCUGAUUCUGUUUCAGUCCAUUUUCACCUCAUUCUUUAUGUAGGUCACCUCUUGUUUGGAACAGGAUUACACUUUCUCCAGAGGAGGACGUACAGGAUCAUGAUCCGGCAAAUAAUACAGCAACAAACAGAAGAGAGAGACAGAGAGUGUGUGUGUGUGUGUGUGUGUGUGUAAAUCUGCCAUCGCUACAGCUCGGGCCUUGCUCCAAACAAACUGGCAUUCCAUGUUCCUUCUGGACCUCUGUAAACAGCUUUUCAGUAUUUUUUUUUUCCAUUUGUUGUGGGUUUUUCAUCUUUGUGUUUUUUUUUUCGUGUCUGGUGUCUGUAAGUGCCUUAAGGGUUGGAAAAUUGUUUGUGUGUACAAUUUCUUUCCUUUACUUCCCACAGAGCUGUCUUUAAAGGCAGAGAGAUGAAAGAUACACAAGUUUCCCAUUACCACCACUGCAGCCGAUCAGCCAAGACAUGUUUGUUGCCUGAAGUUUAUUUCUUUCUGGGUUUUUUUUUUUUUUUGCGCCGUAGCUACGAUCUUCUAGCUUAACGUCAGUUGUCUCGUGCAGAAUCGUUGAUGAUGGUUUUUGAUAUUUUAUGACAGACAUUUUUAUGUUUAAAAAAAAAAGGAUGUGUCUAAAGCUGAAAGGAGUCUACAGGACUUUACAUUUACUCAUUGUGGAACUCAAAGCAAAAAGCAUCUCCUUUGGUUAGCGGUUUGAUGCUGAGAGACAUUACACUGACAUUUUUUACUUUUUCUAGUCAUUUUUCGACACAUCUGAGAAAAAUGUUCUUUUCCCUGACAUUUUUGUCUCAUUUUCGCUGCCGUUACACCUUUACACUACCUGUAUAAUACAACAUCAGUGGCUAGAUAGAUAAACAGUUAGCCUCAGUCACUAGCUAGCUUCUAUCAUUGUUGCUGAGCUCUCACAAAUUAAACACAACAUAUCAUUUUUACUGAUUUAAUUAUCGCACAAAUUAUAUCGCUUGGCAAAAGAAAACUAGCGCAAUGCUAAACUGCUAGAUUUGAGCCUAGCUGUUGCGAAAACCUCUGCAUUCACACAACCUAACGCCAUAAAACGUUGAUGCUAAGUGACAUUACUCUGUAAUAUCAGUUAUUUAGUCUUUCUUUCAUAUUUUAUCAACACAUCUGAGGUAAAUGAUGAUCUUCAGCGAGUGAAUCAAUCAACCGUUUCAUUUCACUUAUUAUACCUUAAAUGCUAUCUAGCUAGAUGAUUAGCCUCAGUCACUAGAUAGCUUCUGUACUUGGGGUGCGUGUUUCCCAGCUGCCUAGAAACACUGUCCUACAAAUUUAAGCACUUAAACAGUGAUUAUAUAUCAUAUCAUAUCUUUCCAUGAUAUUUCUGACAGCUCCAAUUUUACUGAUUGUUAGAACAUGUUCAGUUCUCAUUGGUGAUGCUAGUUAGCGUAAAUUUUGUAAUAUUAUCUUUUCAUGGUCAUUUUUCCAAAAUAUCUGCGGUAAAUGUUUAUUUUCCAGACAUUUUUGUCUCACUUCCAUAAAAUACUACUUAGCUAUAUGCUAGCUGUAUAAAUUAUUAGCUAGCUUCCAUGUUUGGUGACAGCCUUUUAGUUUCUGUGUAAAACUAAACAACUUGAAACAGUAAACAGGUCUUGGCUAAUCGGCUGCAUCUGGGAUAAACAGGGACAUUGUGUAGAUUCCAUUUUUGUCCAAAUCUUUUCAGCUUUGUCACUUUAGUGAGUCGCUACUGAAAGCUUGCGUGUGGGAGCCAUGAAAAGUGACACAUUCUUCCAAAACAAUCCUCUCUUUCUCCUUCUCCUCCUCCUCCUUGUUUUUUUCCAUGGGCUCUCGGACGUUACAGCACUUCCCACAUUUUUCGGCUUUAUUCGAAUCAGUGCUGUUGUUCUUGUGUUAACUACAGUGCUGCCACCCGGAGUGUCAGGGUCACGACACAAAAUUCUGUCUAGUCAUGUUAAAUAUUCUGAAAAUGAGCAACAGGGUGAAAGAACAACAGCAAAACAGUCAUGACUACAUCCCACGCCGCAUGCUACUGUAUAAAAUAAUGUCACAAAAUGUGGUUUCUGCCAUUGUGAGUUGAGAUACUGACAUUUUAUAUGCAGUGAUGUUGUGCCAAGCGCGAUUUCAGAUAUUUAUUUUCCUGUGAACCAAAUAGUUUGGAUGAAAUUGUAGAAUUUAUAAAGCGUUAUAUAAUUAAACCUCCAACAUUAAAAUAGUAAACUUUAUAACAAUUCAGAAACAUUCAGCGCCAUGAGCUAGAUGUUUUCUUAUGAUACAAAUACAACUGAAAUUUUAAAAUGACUAUGUUCACAUCAUACUCAUGAAAAUAUUCCAGAAAGUUAUCACUAGUUCAAUGCACUUAAAUUUACUUAAAUAUGGAAUUUACUAUAGUACUGUGCCUGAAUUUGGCCUACAGUGUAUACUUAAAAUUAAACCUCUAAACCUAAAGCCCUUAUUGUCAUAUUGCUUUUAGAUCAAAACUUAAAACAUAGCAAACUUUCUUUACCUUUAUUGGCUGUUUUUCAGUUAACAGCCACACACAGGCUGCAGAUUAUAUUUCUAUUGUUAAUACCCCAAUCCCAACCCUAACUCCAAUCCUACCCCUAUCCCCAAUACCAAUGCUAAACCUCAAAACCCAAUCCCAGCCCUACCUUUAACCUGAAUCCCAACUGCCCCACUUUUAAUCCCAACCUUAAAUCCCAUCUCAACACUAAACCCCAAGAUCAGUCCUCCCAACCCCAAUCCCACCCCUGAACCUAAUGCCAACACCAACCCUAACCAUAAACCCCAAUCCUAACCCUAACCCUAAUUCCAACCCCAACCCUAGUCUACACUGUUAAAGACUUAAAUAUGUAAAUCAGAGCUAUAAAUAUGCAAAAUGAUAAAUCUGCAUAGGAUAUUACAUUACUUUUGUCCAUUUGAACAAUAUUUGCCAUUCAUUGGGGAUACUCACAGUAUAUAUUCCCACUAUAAUCCCAGUAUCAUUUCAGAUACAUUCAGAUGGUGUAUGGAAAUUUUACAGACUUUACAUUUUAGUGCUUAAGGUUGAUGAUAUGUCAAAAAUCAUUCAGAAAAUUCUAUUAUGAUGGCAUGUUCCUCUUAUCGAUACUGUAUAAGCCCCUGAAAAGAUCAGAUCUUAACAGAAGCACAGGCAACACUUGUGCCUCUUGCCUCUUUAAUUGUAUAGAUGAAAUGAUGUUUAAGGAACAAGUCAGUGACAGAAAAGUUAAAUGUUCACAGUUCUCCAUUUACAGCACAUGUAAUCUGUUUUUGCGACUUUGGCUUCUGUAAUUCAGCCACUAUUUUAGAGACACUGUGUGUUUAAUUUCUUACUAUUUUUGGUUGAACUGUUCCUUAAUCCAGCACUUUGUGUACUGAAAAUGUUUAAAUACGUUUAUAGCUUUACCGUCUCUGAAAACAACCCGAUUCCGUCUGAUCUGGGACCGGAUUAGCGCCAGGAAGAGGAAAGCUUGUUUCUGUGUGUGUGUGUGUGAACGUUUUGUUUGUUUCUACCAGCAUUACAUUUUUGUUUAUGCUUUAAUUUUUAAGGAAUUGUCUUCCUACCAAAACUGUACUGUAAUUUCUUUUUCAAGUUAGGUGUGUGCUGAUAUUACAUUUUUAUAUCACUAUCCCAGGCUAAAGGUUUAGCAUGAUUUUGUCUUUAAAAAAAAAACAGCUACAUGUUUACCUUCACCUGUGCUCAUUAGGGAUUACAUAUUUUUAAUUGUACGUCUUAAAUCGUAGAGUUUGCACACUUUUGCUAUUAAAUAUGCAAAUGGUACUUAGGAAUGAAGUGUGGUAGGAACAGUGGAUGCUUUUAGUGCUACAGCGCAGGAGACAAAGAAGUUAGCAUGGCUGUGUUGAGUUGUAAAAUAGCUGGUUCCUGAGGAAGUUCUAGAAGAAAAUUUGAACAAUUUCUGCUAAAAAUAGUUGCUAAUUGUUUCUAUUAUAUUAACUGGAGAAUUAAGACUGAGUCUCGUUCAGAAUUAAGAGCUUGAGAAACAAUUCCGAUUUCUGAAUUUUUGGCUCAUUACCGAUCCAAAUCCUUACAUCAUGAUCUCAGGGGUCGAUGCUAGGUACGUUUUUAUUCUCUAUUUUUAUGUAAGUACUAGUACCAUAAAAUCUAUCUAGCAUUGGGUUAGUUAAGUAUCUAGUUUUAGACGUACACUUAAAAACAAACAGUUCGUAAUGAGCGUAGUUGAUUUGAUGGCACGCUUUAAAUUUGGCCAAAACUGAAGACAGAAGUUAUCUCAGGUUAUAUACAAAACAAAAAACAAAAAAAACAAAAACAACUCGACCCAUUCCUCAUGACUUUAUCAGCACACACCUAAAACACACGGCAUGGAUGAAACACUCGACACGAUGAUGUUCAGAAAUGUCGCAGCACUUAUUUGAUGUGUUCCUUUAUAUGAUUUCUGUGGGAUUUUUGUGGCAUUCCUCCUGCCAACGUUGCAUCUGUGACUAACUGAGUACUUGUCAUUAUUUGACCUCAAACUUUACAUUCUUUUCAGCUUUGUUUGUUGUUUUUUUAAAGAUAAGACGCCAUCGUGUGACUGUUCCAUUUUAAUCGUCCUGGGGAAGCAGAACGCGUAACAGCCCUAACCAUAAUAGUGAAUAGCGAGAUGAAAAAGGGCCUUUGUGUGUGUGUGUGUGUGUGUGUGUGUGCGUGUGCGCGUGUGUGAGCGUGUGUGUGUGUGUCCGAACUCCAGACUUCCAGUAAAGGACUCGCUCUUCCUGCUCUGAUCUCCCAGACGAGUGAACGCCACAGUCCCGCCUGUCAUAAUUACUGCAUGAAUAAAUCCGAGUCAUGGAGAAACUCAUGCAUACAAAAACUCACAGAGAGAGAGAGAGAGAGAGAGAGAGAGAAAGAAAGGAGCACACACUAACCAGAAAACCAAAAGUGACAGCUCCAAUUCAUCAAGGUCACAUUACCGGCGGACGAUAGCGUCCUGCACCAUCCUGUCUCAAUACAUAACUCCCUCUGCUUCAACACAUCAGAUCACAACACAUCAGAUCACAACACAUCACAUCACAACACAUCACAACACAUCACAUUACAACACAUCACAUUGCAACACAUCACAUCGCAACACAUAUCACAACACAUCACAACACAUCACAUCACAACACAACACAUAUCAACACAUCACAACACAUCACAACGCAACACAUAUCAACACAUCACAACACAUCACAACACAACACACAUCAACACAUCACAACACAUCACAACGCAACACAUAUCAACACAUCACAUCACAACACAUCAUAACACAACGCAACACAACACAUCACAUCACAGCACGCCCACAAGGCAGAUCUGGAUCUUUCAGGGAUUUACGAGAGGAAAAAAUGUCAUUGUCGUUCAAAUUGUAAAUAGUGAGAUUUUUAAUUUAUACAGUAAGUUAUUUUGGACUUUAAAAUGGGACAUAAUCUAUCUUUUGUAUAAGUGAAGUACGUUUCUAGUUUUUAUUUAAUGUGUUCUG
This is a messenger RNA of Tachysurus vachellii, 7582 nucleotides long. RefSeq names its product kringle containing transmembrane protein 1 (gene kremen1). The transcript has 10 exons. The coding region runs from base 277 to 1701 and encodes 474 amino acids. Gene Ontology annotation, biological process: multicellular organism development. The record is from RefSeq and is a predicted model, not a curated record. Lineage: Eukaryota; Metazoa; Chordata; Actinopteri; Siluriformes; Bagridae. Gene Ontology annotation, cellular component: plasma membrane.